AUGAAGUUCCUUGCAUUAUCAAACAUAGUCCCAUUAGUGUCAUUUUGUUUACCUGCGAUUGUUUCAGCCUCAUCAUCAAAUACUGAUUACACCAAAUAUAAUUACUUAUUGGAAAGUAUAAGAGGGUUAUCAACAGAUUUAGAAAAGAGAGAUGAAGCUCAAAUUGAACAAUUUACUGGACUUUUCCAAGCUGUUGGAGCUUCUGGUCUUAUAACAGAUGUCAUUAGUGAUAUAACCUCAUCUCAAACUAGAAUGGAUAAUUUAGCCAAUAUCACCGUGGGUUUACUUGGUGCUGUUGAAGGUGGUAAUACAUCAUUUGAAGGUAUAACUAUUGAUUUGAAUGUGACCGAAAUAUUGGAUGCUGUUUUGGCUUCUGGAUUAAUUCAAUCAACUGCUACUGGAUUAUUAUUGAAUAAUACUAAUAAUGCCAUGUUGGCUGAUUUUGUUGGUGGAAUUUUAGGUGAUCCUAACAAUGUUUGGAUUGGUUGGUUAUUGAUGGGUUUAGGCGAUGGACAUGCAUUAACUGUUCCAUAUUUGGCUGAUUUAAUUGUUAAUUCUACUAGCAAAGCAAAUACCAAUACCACCGCUCAAAGCAAAAUUAAAGGAGUUGAAGUCAAACAAGAAGAUAAUAUAAUUUUUGAAAGAGAGGAUUCUUCUGAAGAAAAUGAUGAGAACUUGGAUGGUGACUUUUUUGUUUCUUUGAAUGAUUAUCUUGAUAAUGUUCUUAAUACCAGAGAUGACAGCGAUGAUGAUCAAUAUGCUGGUUCAUUUAAUUCAUUUGUCGGUAACAUUAUUAAUACCGUUGCUUCUUCAUCUUUAAUUCAAGGAUCUGUAAGUGAUAUAAUUAUUGCUUUGAAUAAUUCUGGUAUUGUUGUUCCAUUAGUUAUGGAAGCUCUUCAAAAUCCAAAUUUGGGAACUUUGGCUAAAACAGUUGUUGGUAGAUUAUACAAUUCUGGUAUGCUUGAUAAUAUUGCCCUUGAUCCAUAUUUCCAAUAUGCUAAAAAGAAGGGUUAUUUAAGUGAUGGUUUACAAUAUAUUUUGACUGACCCAACUUACUCUCCAGGUUUGGCUACCUUGUUUAAGAGAAUGGAUGAUGAUGGUGCUUACCAAAGAUUACAAGACAAUAUGUAUGGAGUCAAGAAUUAG
Messenger RNA from Candida tropicalis MYA-3404, 1146 nucleotides. RefSeq lists its product as uncharacterized. Lineage: Eukaryota; Fungi; Ascomycota; Pichiomycetes; Serinales; Debaryomycetaceae. The coding region runs from base 1 to 1146 and encodes 381 amino acids. The record is from RefSeq and is a predicted model, not a curated record. The transcript has a single exon.